AGGUACAUCUUUUAAUUCCGAGCUCACAACGCUUUCUUCUCCCUGCUCCGUCUUCAAUUUUUGUUUUCCUUUGAUUAUGGCAACUCCGUUGGAUGGUUUUGUUUCCUCGAAUAAUGCUUCUCCUCGCCUUCCAUCAUUCCCCAAGUUUCACUUCGACCUCUAUCCCAAUUCUAGCUUUUCUCGAAAUUCCAUGAAUGUAGCUUGUAGGAUGCAUUUCAAUGCGGUAUGGGCCCGUAAUAGACCCAAUUGUCAAUUUUCUCCAAUUGCUAUACGUACGGAUUGCGAAGGUGUUAAUGUCCCAAUCCCUGGUAGUUUUGUUUUGUUUGAUCAUAAUUCCCAGGUUGUUAAAUUAAAUGCUUGUCGAGUUGAUAAUUUGUUUGGAAAGAAGCUGACUAAGUUUUACGUCAAGGAUGUUAAGUGCGUGGAUGGUGACAGUAAGGUGUUCGAUGAAAUUCCUGAGAGAACGCUGCCAACCUAUGCAGCUUUGAUUAGGGCGUAUUGUCGAUCAGAGAAAUGGAAUGAGCUCUUUGCUGCAUUCAGAUCGAUGGUUGAUGAGGGUAUACUACCUGAUAAAUACUUAGUGCCCACGGUUCUCAAAGCAUGUUCCAGAAGACAAAUGGUGAAGACUGGUAAAAUGGUUCAUGGGUAUGCCAUUAGGAAGAGGAUGGUCUCUGAUAUUGUUAUUGGAAAUGCUCUUAUGGAUUUCUAUGGAAAUUGUAGGGAUUUGGGUUCUUCGAUCAAUGUUUUUGAUUCGAUGAGUGAAAAAGAUGUGGUUUCGUGGACUGCGCUUGUCUCUGCCUACAUUGAAGAAGGUCUUUUGAAUGAGGCGAUGAAAGUAUUUCACUCCAUGCAGUCUAGUGGGUUGAAGCCCGAUUUGAUAUCUUGGAAUGCACUGGUCUCAGGGUUUGCUCGAUAUGGAGAGACUAAUACUGCUCUCACAUACUUGGAAGCCAUGCAAGAAGAAGGAUUGAGACCAAGGGUUAAUUCAUGGAACGGAGUCAUAUCAGGCUGUGUUCAAAAUGGAUAUUUCAAAGAUGCUUUGGAUGUAUUUAUUAAUAUGCUGUUGUUUCCUGAGAAUCCAAAUUCUGUUACUGUUGCGAGUAUACUACCAGCUUGUGCAGGGUUGAGAAAUCUAGGUUUAGGCAGGGCUGUUCAUGCAUAUGCUCUUAAGUGUGAGUUGUGUACAAACAUUUACGUCGAAGGAUCAUUAGUUGAUAUGUAUUCGAAAUGCGGACAAGAUGAUCAUGCUGAAGAAGUUUUUGCCAAGGCAGAGAAGAAAAACGUUACAUUGUGGAAUGAAAUUAUUGCAACUUAUGUGAAUCAGGGAAAAAAUAGUCAGGCGUUAGAACGUUUUAGAUCAAUGCAGCAUCAUGGACUAAAACCUGAUGUUGUAACCUAUAACACACUGCUAGCUGGAUAUGCAAAAAAUGGAAAGAAAGUUGAAGCAUAUGAGUUGCUAUCUGAUAUGUUACGAGAAAAUUUGGUGCCAAAUGUUAUAUCUUUAAAUGUUUUAGUGUCUGGAUUUCAAAAUUCUGGGUUAAGUUAUGAAGCUCUAGAAUUAUGCCAGACCAUGCUAUGCACGGGCUCCCUUCUUAACAAGGCGAUUGCUUUUCCGGUCAUACCAGAUACCGUCACUAUAACUGCUGCUCUGGCAGCUUGUGCUAGCUUGAAUUUGUUGCACAAAGGGAAGGAAAUCCAUGGAUAUAUGUUGAGGAAUUAUUUUGAAAACAACCACUUCAUUUCAAGUGCUCUAAUUAACAUGUACGCAAAGUGUGAGAAUAUUGAUUCGGCAAUUCAAGUAUUUAGCAGAAUAAAAAACCGGAAUGUAGUUUGUUGGAAUGCUUUGAUUGCAGGUCUUUUGAGAAUAAUGCAGCACGAAGUGGCAGUUGAACUUUUCUGUCAAAUGCUAGUAGAAGGCAUAAAACCAAGUUCAGCCACUUUUUCAAUACUUCUCCCUGCCUUAUCCGAAAGGGCAGAUUUGAAAGUGAGAAGACAGCUGCAUUCCUAUAUCAUCAAAAGUCAGCACCUUGAAUCACGCAACGACCUUGCAAAUGUCUUAAGUUCAGACAAUUUUGAUGUUGGAGUUUUGCUUCAUGGAAUAUAAUGCACAGUAUUGUAUGACCAUAUAAAGGCCGUUCUCUCUCCCCCAAGGAAAGAAAACGGUCGGGAUUCCCUUUUUCCUAGUACCUGUAUGAAAAUAUUAGAUGAAGAUUGAGGCAAUGAAAGAUAAUUCUGUAUUAUGAAGAGUCCAGUUCAGCAUGAUACAUCUGACCCGCGUUUGUGGCAAUCAGCCAAACUUUGGUUUAAAUAGAUGGGACUUCCUUCAGAUGAUGAGGCACGACAUCUGAAUCACCACCACGGUUCAAGGGGAACUUUCUUGCCGGAUGGAAUGAUGUUUAGAAAAUGCAUCUGGUGCUAAGGUUUUCCUCUUUCGAGAUUACAUCCAAGAUGCAAAUCCAUGCCAUGGUUAAGUUUAUUGAGGAGGCAUGUGCUUAUGGAAAAUGAGUAAAUCCUAAGUUUCUACCUUUUAAAGUUUUCAAAAUGGAAAGAAGUCAAAGUGGGAAUGUGGAUGAAGAUGAAAAUCCGAGGAGGAUACACAUACAAGACAAGGUUUAUAUAUAAUUAGUCUUCGGCAUCUUUUUUCAGUGCUCAAGAAUUGAUGUUGCAUCUCAAUUUUUCCACUAACAUUAAUCAAUUGAGAGAUAGAGAGAGUUGACUUCA
This is a messenger RNA of Cucumis melo (muskmelon), 2721 nucleotides long. RefSeq names its product pentatricopeptide repeat-containing protein At1g19720-like. Gene Ontology annotation, biological process: RNA modification. Gene Ontology annotation, molecular function: protein binding; RNA binding. The transcript is spliced from 2 exons. The record is from RefSeq and is a predicted model, not a curated record. Lineage: Eukaryota; Viridiplantae; Streptophyta; Magnoliopsida; Cucurbitales; Cucurbitaceae. The coding region runs from base 77 to 2104 and encodes 675 amino acids.